Molecule: messenger RNA, 3058 nt
Organism: Euleptes europaea (tarantolino)
Lineage: Eukaryota; Metazoa; Chordata; Lepidosauria; Squamata; Sphaerodactylidae
Gene: KIF19
Product: kinesin family member 19
Exons: 20
Coding region: 23-3058 (1011 amino acids)
Biological process (GO): microtubule-based movement
Molecular function (GO): microtubule binding; ATP binding; microtubule motor activity
Source: RefSeq, a predicted model, not a curated record
GCCUUCCCCGUGCGUCCUUGCCAUGAUCAUGAAGGAGGCGAGCGACUGCAAAGACCAGCAGCUCACGGUGGCCCUUCGCAUACGGCCAGUCAGCAUGGCAGAGCUGGAAGAAGGAGCCACACUCAUUGCCCACAAAGUGGAUGAUCAGAUGGUCGUCCUGAUGGACCCAAUGGAGGACCCUGACGAUGUGCUACGUGCCAACCGCUCACGGGAGAAAUCCUACAUGUUUGAUGUCGCCUUUGAUUUUGCUGCUGCGCAGGAGAUGGUCUACCGUGCCACCACCAAAGGUCUCAUAGGAGGUGUCAUCUCUGGAUACAAUGCUACUGUUUUUGCCUAUGGCCCCACUGGGUGUGGAAAGACCUACACCAUGCUUGGCACCGACAAUGAACCUGGGAUCUAUGUUCGGACUCUCAAUGAUCUUUUCCGGGCUAUUGAGGAGACCAGUAAUGACAUGGAGUAUGAAGUGUCCAUGUCCUACCUGGAGAUCUACAAUGAGAUGAUCCGAGAUCUGCUCAACCCUUCCCUUGGCUACCUGGACCUGCGUGAAGACUCCAAGGGCAUAAUCCAAGUGGCCGGUAUUACUGAAGUGUCCACCAUCAAUGCUAAGGAGAUCAUGCAGCUGUUGAUGAAGGGCAAUAAGCAGCGGACGCAAGAGCCCACAGCAGCCAACCGGGCUUCCUCACGGUCCCAUGCUGUGCUGCAGGUCACCGUGCGCCAGAAGAGUCGCAUUAAGAACAUCAUGCAGGAGGUGCGCGUGGGCCGACUCUUCAUGAUCGACUUAGCCGGCUCUGAGAGGGCCUCUCAGACACAGAACCGUGGGCAGCGAAUGAAGGAAGGAGCUCACAUCAACCGCUCCCUCCUGGCUCUUGGCAACUGUAUCAAUGCCCUCAGCGACAGGGCAGGCGUCAAGUAUGUCAACUAUCGGGACAGCAAGCUGACCCGCCUCCUCAAGGACUCCCUAGGUGGGAACAGUCGGACCGUGAUGAUUGCUCACAUCAGUCCUGCCAGCAGUGCCUUUGAGGAGUCGCGGAGCACCCUGACCUACGCUGAGCGUGCCAAGAGUAUCCGCACCACGGUAAAGCGUAAUCUUCUUAAUGUCUCCUAUCACAUCGCCCAGUACACAAGCAUCAUUGCUGACCUGCGCAAUGAGAUUCAGCGGCUGCAACGGAAGAUUGAACAACAGGAGCCGCGCCCAAUGCGGCCUGACAUCCGUAGCAUUCAAGCUGAAGUUCAACUCCAUGGCAACCCCUUUGAGAGGCAGGAGAUGGACCAACUGAGAGAACAGCUGAUUAGCUCCUUCCGGGAACAGAUGGACGUGCGGCGCCACCUCAUGGAGCUGGAAAACAAUUACAUGGAGAUCCAAAUCGAGAGCUCCCGCCAUCUGCUCACCGUUGCCGACUGGGAGCAGGAGAAGACACGUCGGGCCCAGAAAUGGCAAGAAGAACAAAGGAAAGAGAGCUACAGCAAAGAUGAAUGCGAGAAGGAUUCCGACACUGGCGAUGACCUAUCGGAUGUUCCGGAGCCACAAGAAGUGACACUGGCUAGGGAACACAUUGCCACUCUUCUGGGAGAGCAGGAUAAACUUCACAAGCAGAAGGCUGAGCUGGAGAGGAAGUUCUGGGAGGUGCGGCAGCGUGGUCACCGGCUAGAAGAGGCCUUACCAUGGCGCAUCAGCUCUGAAGAGCAGCGGGAGGUUCUGAGCCUGCUGUGCAAGGUACAUGAGCUAGAGGUGGAGAACACAGCCAUGCAGUCCGGGGCCCUGCUCAAGGACAACCUCAUCCGGAACCAAGAGCGAACUGUGCGCCGCUUCGAGCGCCGCCACCACCUUUGCCACCGCAUCAUUCAUGAACAGAGACAGAUAAUUCAUGAGUCUCAGCUGUUGGUGCCGUCCCACCUGGAAGAACUGUAUCAAGCCUACCUGCACGAGCUGGAGGAGGGCAGCUUGGACCGUGUGGCAGCCAUUGACCGUGCAGCUGCUAGAGCCUUAAAGGACACGUCUGUGCCAAAGCUCCCCCCUCUCGCAGUGGAAAGCGUCCUGGACUCAGACCAAGAGAGCGUCAAGACACUGGGCUCUGAGCAUCAGCAGCUCCCACGGCGGGAUUCCCGGAGGGGCAUUCUCCCGCCCCUUGUUCCAGAGACAGAUAGCAGCGAAGCCAGUCAGGUGUUCAAGACCAGUCCUCGGGCCAGGCAGAUCAAGAAUUCAGCCGUGGUGACCCCACCUCCUAUCCGUGUCAAUGGCAUGAUCAGCCAAGAGUACUUACCCCGAGAAAGUCUGGUUAGCCUGGGGAGCCAACGAAAUUCCUCCCCUGACAGCAGCGACCACUGCUCUGAUGGCAUCCUGACACGUGGAGAGCGCAAGGAGAUUGUGAGUGGCACCAAGAGCAUUGCUGUGAAGGCCGCCCGACGCCGCUCCCGAGUGCUGGAAUCCGACCGCCUGACCCUGCUGGAGCCCACCAAGGAGUGCAGCAGCCUCUCCCUGCACUCCCUAAGCGAGAGCGAGGACCCCUCGUGCCGGGAGACGCCUUCCCUCUGCCAGCCCCCCAGCCUACAGCAUGCUGUCAGCGAAGACAACCUGUCCAGCAGCACUGGGGAAACAGCCCCAGGAAGAAACGCCUCCCGGCAUUCGCCUGGACCCUGGCUCCGGACAAACAAAAAGGGGAGCAAGAAGCAGGAGAAGAGGGAGGAGUCACUGGAAGCCAAGAGGAGGAAGCGAAGGUCACGGUCUUUUGAGGUCACUGGUCAUAGGCUCCAGUGUCCGAAGAACAACGUUGUCCAUCGUCACCCACUAGAAAGCAGCUCUGAACACAAGAUAACGGCCACAGGAGGGCCGCCCACCACCCGAGGAGUUGGAAAAACAGCAGUACAGUUGUCUAGAGUGAGACUUCUGCAGGCCCAGCCGUCAUCAGGCUCCACUGAGACCUCGCCCCUCUCGGUCUCCUCCAACCAAACUGGUAUAUCCAAAAAAGUGUCCCAUCCCAGCCAGCGUCCACGCUUGAACUAUAUUGCAGUGAAUGACUGCAACACUCACAGCAAGGAUGGCAGAAACAGGCGAUGCUAA